CCGGUUACAGACAGCAAUUGCCCCAACCUUGUCAUAUAGCUACGAACUGUAGAUCAGCAGAGCAACAAUAUUGUUGUAUCGCGUACAGCAGUACAGGCUUUUUUGCCACAAAACCAAGGAUCUGUGACGUGUGAGAUAUAAGCAGAAUUAGUAGUCAGCAAAUACACCUAUACAUAGCAACUAUGAAGAAGAGGGACUCCGUAUUCGUGCUUGCUGUUCUCUGUGGUGUCAUUGUCACCGCACAUACGCAGCAACAAAGGCAAUUUCAGUACCCACCACAAGUACAGUCGGAGCAGCAAGAGGCCCACGAGCCGCACCCACGGCUACGAGAAUCACAGCAGCAUCAGCCAGAGCCGUCGUCCACCACACAAGCUGAAGAUAAAAAAAAGCAGACACAACAGCAAAAACAGACGCCGAGCAGGGAGCCAUUUCGUUUAAAUUGGGCACCAUUUGCACACCGCAAAUCAAGGUGGUACCAGGACAACCAGAACCAGCGCCAGAAUCAGCAUCAGAACCAGGAACAGAGCCAGGAGCAGAGUCGGCCGUGUGGAUAUAACCCAGCCCAAAAUGAAAUCGGCAACAACCAUGCUAGACCGUCACUCACGGAUACCAAUGAAGCGGUGGUACACUGCGUUGCUAGGUUGGGAAUCACAUUGAAAGAGGCUAUCGAAGCCCUAAAGGCGUACCUUAACCCCAUUUUGGGAAAUCUCAUCAAGAAAGAAGGACAAUCUUUGAAGCAUAGACGCGUCGUCAGAAAAAUCACUGCUCAACAGCCGGAAGGCACGAACGGAGUAAGAGGUGCCAAAUAUUAAGGCGAAUUGAAGCAGAAAACAAAAUGGGGGAAUACACGGACACGUUUGGAUACUAAGCUCUGAUACUCCUCUUCUUGUUUAAAAAUGUGCCUAUUUUUCCUUUGUCAGAGAAUAUUAUAGGUUUUACAUAAACGCGUAUGGGAGCAGUACAUGCUUCCUUUGAAUGCUAGA
Messenger RNA from Varroa destructor (honeybee mite), 983 nucleotides. RefSeq lists its product as uncharacterized. The record is from RefSeq and is a predicted model, not a curated record. NCBI's taxonomy places the organism in Eukaryota, Metazoa, Arthropoda, Arachnida, Mesostigmata, Varroidae.